This is a messenger RNA of Aegilops tauschii subsp. strangulata, 696 nucleotides long. The record is from RefSeq and is a predicted model, not a curated record. NCBI's taxonomy places the organism in Eukaryota, Viridiplantae, Streptophyta, Magnoliopsida, Poales, Poaceae.
AUGUCGCGCGCCACCCCGUCGCACCUCGUCGGCGCCUCGGUGCCCGCUGCCGUUGUUGGACCUCCCGCGCCUCUCCCUCGCGGGAUCGACCCCGCCGCUCGUCCCCCGCGACCCAUCGACGGACGCCAUCGUCGCCGUCCUCUCCGUCGCCGGCGCUCCCCGUCCCCGUCGUCGGUGCCGCCUCGCCGGACCUCCCCAACUCCUCCUCGAGCCCGCUGCCCCGUACCCUACAACUACCUCGUGAGGCCCCCCUUCUUCUCCUCUGCCUUGCUCCUGCCGCACACUGGGCGCGCCCACGGCCAGGAACCCACGCCGCACGCACCUGCGCCCGCGCAUGCCGACGCCCCGCAGCCAUGCUCGCCGUUGCUCCCGUGCGCCAUCACGCGCAUCGCCGCACCCGGCCGAGGCGGCUUCCGCCCUGCUCCGUCCGACCGGACCCACCGUCGUGCCUCGCUUGCCUCCCGCCGCUGCUGGCGUCGACGGCAGCCUCUGCCCGCGAUCGCACGCGUCGCUCCGCCCCUGACCUUGCCGCCGAGCGCCUCCCCCUGCCACCACCACCUCCAGCCGCGCCCCCCUGCGCCCGCUCUGCCAAGCCGGUCCGCGGCCACCCCCUCCGCCGCCUCCCCUGGCCGCCGGCGUGCAUCGUGCGUGCCCAGCGCCCCUCGGGCAUGCGCCCAUUCGGGCUAUGCCCGUUAG